AUGAGUUUUCUUCUUGUGUGCAAAUUUUAUAAACUUCUAGAAUCUGUAUAUAACGAUAUGAAUAUUCAAAGGUUAAAUGGUUAUCCUGAUAUUUUAAAACUUGUCCAAUUGUUGUUGAUUAUAUGUAUUAUGCUUUUUACUGGAGUUUCUGAUCUUUCAACAGAUGCACAUCCUUCUGGAAGAGGAUUUUUCUGGUUUGCAACAAUAUUUCAACUUAUAUUUAUGUUUGUUGUAAUUGUUUUAUUUAUCUAUGAAAAAGAAAAAAUUUUAACACUUGGAAGAAUAACUUGGUACACUUUUGAAAUUGGAUACUCUGCAAUCUUUGGUAUUUUUAAUCUUGUCAUUGCAAUAAUUACUUUAACCUGGCUUAAUUAUGCUUUUGAUGGAACUCUUGGUAUAUCAGCUUUGUUAAGUUUUGGAUUAUUACUUUUAAACAUUUUUAAUGCUGUAAUAGCUUAUCGUCUUGAUGUUGGAAGAGAUCCCUCUACAAUGAGCCAAGAUCCAACUGGUCCUGUUGUACCUGGUAAUAUAGGAAAUAUGCAUCCAGGAAUUUAA
Messenger RNA from Strongyloides ratti, 555 nucleotides. RefSeq names its product Marvel domain-containing protein. The transcript is spliced from 4 exons. Gene Ontology annotation, cellular component: membrane. NCBI's taxonomy places the organism in Eukaryota, Metazoa, Nematoda, Chromadorea, Rhabditida, Strongyloididae. Bases 1 to 555 code for a protein of 184 amino acids. The record is from RefSeq and is a predicted model, not a curated record.